CAAGUAGACAAGCCACUUCUUCCCUGCGACCACCCAUCAUGUCUGGAGAGGAUGGAGAGACCACUACCGUCAUGGUUGGACCAUGGGGUGAGAGGGAAGUGAAUUCUCCACUUCAAUUCACACCCAAGCGUCUCGUAGCCAUGGCGUUUCAGACUGGUAGAGUCAUUGUGACAUUAGGUUUCACCUGUGUUGAUGUAGCAGGCAAGAGGCACACUAUUGGCUUAGUUGGCGGUGACCGUGGGAAAAAUACUAACAUCAAGUUUGCACCAACGGAGUAUGUGACGGAAUUCGCUGGAUCAACCAUUGUUGACACCGAUGGAACAUCUGCUGUGAAGUAUCUCAGGAUUCAAACAAACUUAAAAACAUAUGAGAUAAAUGAAAAAGGGUCGAACGCUUCAGAUACGGAACACCCUUUUAGAGUCCCUCUGCCAGAGAAUUCUACCAUUGUGGGAUUCUUUGGACGUCAACAUAUUGUUAAAGGACAUGUAUAUUCAAUUGGGAUUUAUGUGAAUUCCACAACACAGGUUGUUCCCCUUGGAGCUUGGGGUGGGGAUGGAGGUGAAGCAUUUGAUGUCUCGGCGCCACCCUUGCGCCUUGAAAGCAUGACUAUUCGUGCUGGCAACACUGUUGAUGCAUUUGGGUUUUCCUAUGUUGACGAAGCAGGGCGGAGGCACAUCAGAGGUCCAUCUGGUGGUACCGGUGGCCAACUUACAACAAUCAGGCUCGCACCAACGGAGUUUGUGAAUUGCAUUUCUGGAACCAUUGGUCGGUCUUUUGGUUCCCAAUCAAGAUCGUUAGUGGCAUCGCUACAGAUUGGAACGAACGUCAGAACGUAUGGGCCAUACGGAAGAAGGAACCCCGGCGACGAUCCAUUCAGCAUCCCGUUGCCGGAGAAUUUUUGCGUCGUGGGAUUUUGGGGACGUGCUGGGAAUCUUCUUGACGCCAUUGGUGUUUACAUAGGUCAGAAAAAAUCCGUCAUCCCGAGACCCAUCCCUAUUGCAUAUGAUGAAGAAACCUCAGGUAACAAAGAUGAAGAAUCCUACCCACUACAGCCCACCAUCUCUGGACAGACCCCUCCUAUCAAGAUUGGAAUGUGGGGUGGGGGUUUUGCGGCGGGGUUUGAUGUCCCAGUCGGAGCGCCACCUAAGCGCCUCGACAGUGUGAUGAUUCGAGCUGGUGAAAUCAUUGAUGCAUUUGGCUUUUCCUAUACUGAUCAAUCUGGUGAGAAGUUCACUCGAGGUCCAUAUGGUGGGAGUGGUGGGAGUCUUACCACGAUCCAGCUUGAACCAUCAGAGUAUGUGAAGAAUGUCUCUGGAACAACUGGUACUUGGGAUGGAUAUCCGGUUGUAGCGUCCCUAACUAUUGAAACCAACUUCCGGGUGUAUGGGCCAUAUGGAAAAGCGCAGGACAUGCAUUUCAGAGUUCCCCUCCCCGAGAAUGCUUGCGUUGUGGGAUUCUUUGGAAUGUAUGAAACCAACCAUCUUGAUGCAAUUGGCGUUUACGUGAGUGGUUGCGUCCCAAACUAGUCUGAGCAGGGCCCGAGAAGGCACCUCAAAUAAACCAGGACCUUCGUCCUCAGCGAGUUCAGCUUUCCAGUGUGUUUCAGUCAAAAUAAGAUGAUCAUAUCAUCAUGAGCGUGGUCUGCGUUUGCCACUGCAAGGGUAGUCCUAAUAAUCCCUUGUUGCCAACAUUGUAAUGCGAGUGUUGUUUUUUCUUCAUGUAUGAGAGUGGUUAUGUUGUCACCUAUGGUGUGGAAUAAAUUUUCUAUGGGAUUAUCUCUUUUGGAUGCAGAAAA
Molecule: messenger RNA, 1795 nt
Organism: Setaria italica (foxtail millet)
Lineage: Eukaryota; Viridiplantae; Streptophyta; Magnoliopsida; Poales; Poaceae
Product: mannose/glucose-specific lectin
Exons: 7
Coding region: 39-1526 (495 amino acids)
Molecular function (GO): carbohydrate binding
Source: RefSeq, a predicted model, not a curated record